This is a messenger RNA of Polistes canadensis, 1680 nucleotides long. Its product is annotated as chitotriosidase-1. The transcript is spliced from 5 exons. NCBI's taxonomy places the organism in Eukaryota, Metazoa, Arthropoda, Insecta, Hymenoptera, Vespidae. Gene Ontology annotation, molecular function: chitin binding; chitinase activity. Gene Ontology annotation, biological process: carbohydrate metabolic process; chitin catabolic process. The coding region runs from base 1 to 1569 and encodes 522 amino acids. Gene Ontology annotation, cellular component: extracellular region. The record is from RefSeq and is a predicted model, not a curated record.
AUGUCUAAUAUCUCUAUGAUAAUCAUUGGAGCAGAACUUUUCCUUACAGAUGAACACUUGGAUCGUGUUCCUGGCAGCCUUUGCGGCUUUUGCUGCAACUGCGAGAGCAGAUUUUUUAUUUAUUCAUUGAAUUUUUCUUCUUUCUUAAUAGACAAAAUCGUCUGUUAUUUUGGUAGCUGGUCGACUUAUAGACCUGAUGCAGGCAAAUUCGAAGUAGAAAACAUCGAUCCAAAUCUUUGUACUCACAUAAUUUACACAUUUGUUGGAAUAAGCGAAGAAGGAGAAGUUAAAGUAUUAGAUUCUUGGCAAGAUCUUCCAAACGAUUACGGAAAGAAUGGUUUUGGUAGAUUCAACAAACUCCGUAAAAUCAAUCCAAACGUUAAAACUAUAAUCGCCAUCGGAGGAUGGAACGAGGGUUCGACAAAAUAUUCUCGCGUUGUUGCAAAUCCUGGUCUUCGUGCUAAGUUCGUUCAAUCCGUUGUCAAUUUCUUAAAAAAAUAUGAUUUCGAUGGAUUCGAUGUUGAUUGGGAAUAUCCGAAUCAACGUGGAGGCAAGGCUGAUGACAAACAAAACUACGUUUCUCUUUUAAAAGAACUUAGAGAAGCAUUUGACAAACAUGGAUACAUUCUUAGCGCGGCUGUUGGUGCUGCUGAAUCUUCUGCUUCUCAAUCUUACAUCAUUCCUGAAAUGUCCAAACAUUUGCACUUAAUCAAUCUUAUGGCUUACGACCUUCACGGUUCUUGGGAAUCCACAACUGGAAUCAAUGCACCUCUUUAUCCCCAAAAAGGCAUAACUGGUAACAACGCUAAACUCACUACUGAUGCAGCAAUACAAUAUUGGCUAGAUCAAGGUGCCCCACCUGAAAAAUUGAUUGUCGGCGUACCUUUCUACGGUAGAUCUUUUUCUCUUCAAAACGCUCAAAAUAAUAAGGUUGGAGCCCCAACCACUGGACCAGGAAUGGCAGGAGAAUACACUCGUGAACCUGGAAUGUUGGGAUACAAUGAAAUUUGCAAAAGAGUACAGAGUGGUAAAUGGACUGUUGUUUACGACGAGGAUCAACGCGUACCUUAUGCAUAUAGCGAUAAUCAAUGGGUUGGCUAUGACAAUCCUCAAUCUUUGAAGGAAAAAGCUGAAUAUAUUAAAGCUAAGGGUCUUGGCGGUGCUAUGUUGUGGAGCGUUGAAACUGACGACUUCCAGGGUGCAUGUGGAGAAAAAUAUCCUCUUCUGAAAGUUUUGAACAAUGUUUUGCUAAAUGGUCCACCUUUAAAACCCACCUCACCUACUAAACCAACAGAAUCUACUACACCAACCAAACCUACUAAACAAACUAAAUCAACAGAAUCUACUGCACCAACCAAACCUACUGAAUCAACAACUGUCACCCCACCACACGAUGGUAUUUGCACCAAGGAAGGAUUUGUUCCUGAUCCUCAUAUCUGUUCUAAAUUCUAUCAGUGUAUUCGUAUCGAUGGUCACUUCAAAGCCAUUGAAUUCAACUGUCCCGAUGGUCUUGUUUUUAAUCCAAAAAUAUUAGGCUGUGACUACCCAAGUUCAGUUAUAUGUCCAUAGAACAAAUAAAAAUGAUGCAUUUUGUAGAACUAACUUUCUUACUUGACUGCAGUAAAACCUUUUUUCUUAUAUUAAAAAUAAAUAAUAUAUACAUAUAUAUACAAUCCAUAU